Chanos chanos (milkfish) is the source of this 825-nucleotide messenger RNA. RefSeq names its product VPS37B subunit of ESCRT-I a (gene vps37ba). NCBI's taxonomy places the organism in Eukaryota, Metazoa, Chordata, Actinopteri, Gonorynchiformes, Chanidae. Gene Ontology annotation, biological process: protein targeting to membrane; protein targeting to vacuole; ubiquitin-dependent protein catabolic process via the multivesicular body sorting pathway. Gene Ontology annotation, cellular component: ESCRT I complex. The transcript has 4 exons. The record is from RefSeq and is a predicted model, not a curated record. Bases 4 to 825 code for a protein of 273 amino acids.
CAAAUGGCUGGAUUUGGAAACAAGUUGAGUGCCUAUUCUAUGACUCAGUUAAACGAACUGCUCGAAGAUGACGAAAAGCUCAACAAAAUUAUCAAAGAUAUGGACGAGAUUAAAGACCUGCAGCAGAGCAAGGAGAUGACUCUAGCCAGUAACAGAAGUCUGGCUGAACAGAACCUAACACUCCAGCCCAGGUUAGACCACCAGAAGAACCAGCUGACCAAACGGUACCGUAGUCUACAGGAACUCUAUGAGGCCUACCAGCUCCACAAAUCCAGUCUUGAGCACAAGUCUGGGAACAGUUCUCUGGACACACUGCUGGCCCUGCUGCAGGCAGAAGGAGCAAAAAUAGAGGAGGAGACAGAGAUAAUGGCAGAUGCCUUCCUGGAUGGCGAGGUCACUCUGGACACCUUCAUAGAUGAAUAUCAGAGUAAGAGGAAGCUGGCCCACCUGCGCCGGGUCAAAAUUGACAAGCUCCAGGAGCUGGUUCUAAAAGGUCCAAUCCAGUCCCCUCAGUCUCAGGAUCACUCCGCGAAGCCCGUUCAGUCCUUCCAGCCUGAAAACACCGCCAGCACUCCGGUUCCCCUGCCCAGACGCGCACCUCCGCUGCCCCCAGUCAAAUCUCCACCAGCCCCCGCCCCGGUGCCCCAGCCUGCUGCCUUCUCCUAUCCCCCAAUCCCACCCAGAGUGGGGCAUCCUCUUCCACCAGCCAACAUCAACCAAGGAUACCCUGCUUCAGCCAUGCCCUUCAUGCCUCAGUACCCACCAGCCAUUCCCCAGAGGCCACCACAACGAAUGGCACCUCAGCCUGGCUUCAUUCUCCAGUGA